CGGCAGACUUAACAGUAGGAAAUUCUUGGUUCAUUUUUCGCAAAAUCAAGCUUUUAAAUUGCGAUUUUGAACGAAGAAAGAAACAAGGAAAGAGAAAAUGGCUGAUGGGAACACAGCUACCUGCCUCGACAUCCUCCUUGCCAUCAUUCUCCCACCUCUUGGUGUCUUCCUUAAGUAUGGUUGCAAGGUAGAGUUCUGGAUCUGUUUGGUGCUUACCAUUUUUGGAUAUAUUCCUGGAAUUAUCUAUGCUGUCUAUGCUAUUACCAAGUGAUUCUACCCUUAUAAUUCAGCUUUUGUGGACAAUGAACAGUUGUUAAGGGCGUGUUCAUGUCGAUCGCUCAGCCUUGUUAUUGGUGUUCGUGUAUAACCGUUUGAUCUCUGUAGACAAAAGUGAUACUUUUUUUUUUCUCCCUCAGUGUCAAUGUUGCUUUUUAUUGUCGUGUAAACUCUACUGUAUUAUGUCUUAUGUGGGAUGAGGUAUGGGCAUUGCAG
Molecule: messenger RNA, 492 nt
Organism: Abrus precatorius (Indian licorice)
Lineage: Eukaryota; Viridiplantae; Streptophyta; Magnoliopsida; Fabales; Fabaceae
Product: hydrophobic protein RCI2B-like
Exons: 3
Coding region: 98-271 (57 amino acids)
Cellular component (GO): membrane
Source: RefSeq, a predicted model, not a curated record